Molecule: messenger RNA, 1403 nt
Organism: Passer domesticus (house sparrow)
Lineage: Eukaryota; Metazoa; Chordata; Aves; Passeriformes; Passeridae
Gene: MIXL1
Product: Mix paired-like homeobox
Exons: 2
Coding region: 343-1047 (234 amino acids)
Biological process (GO): hematopoietic progenitor cell differentiation; endoderm development; endoderm formation
Molecular function (GO): DNA-binding transcription activator activity, RNA polymerase II-specific; RNA polymerase II cis-regulatory region sequence-specific DNA binding
Source: RefSeq, a predicted model, not a curated record
UCGGGAGUGCCCAACUCCCAACAUGCAGCUGUUUUGCGUGCGGAUGCAAAGCCCUCUCCCUUCUCCCUCCUGCUGUCUACCUUUCGGGCGGGGAGUCGCGGGCUGCCAGCCAUCACCCAGCCCCGUCGGGCACGCACAGGGCACCGCUGACUCCUCUGGGCUGAACAAGGCAGGGGCGGCCCCAGCCGGGCACCCCCGGCAGCCUGGGCCGCGGGCCCGGCGGGGUGCCCGGAGCUCGCCUUCCCCGCGGGGCCGUGCCGCCCCCUCGACCCCCCGCCCCUGCCGAGCCCCCUGCCCGGCUAUAAAGCCCGGCGGGCCGCCGAGCCCGCUCCUCGCCGUGCCAUGGCCGCGCUGCGCUUCGGGGAGCCCCCGGCGGAGCCGCCCGCCUUCCCCGCGGGCAGGUGGCCGGGGGGCGGCGGGCCCGGCCCGGCCCCGCCCGCCCUCAGGGCGCUUCCCCCGGCCGAGCCGUCCGAGGGCGCGCCGGCGGCCUCGCAGCGUCGGAAGCGGACCAGCUUCACGGCGGCGCAGCUGGAGACGCUGGAGCUGGUGUUCCAGGACACCAUGUACCCCGACAUCUACCUGCGGGAGAAACUGGCCGACGCCACGCAGAUCCCCGAGUCCCGCAUCCAGGUCUGGUUCCAGAACCGCCGCGCCAAGUCCCGCCGCCAGCGGGGCCCGCCCCGCCCCGGGCCCGCCGCGCCGCCGCCGGGCUGCCCGCGGCCGCCCCGCUUCGCCGCCCUGCGCGGCCCGGAGCGGCCCCGCUGCGCGCUCCCCGGGCUGGCCCGGGCGGAGGACGGCUCGGGCCCCUACGCGUGGCCGCCGGCCGCCGGCUUUCCCCCCAGCCACGGCUUCGAGGGCUUCCCGCCCGGGCAGCCCGGCGGGGCCGAGCCCGGCCCGUUCGCGGGCAGCGCCGCCGGCCCCUUCCCGCCGGGCCGCGCCUUCUGCGGGCAGUACUCGCCCGUGUCGGACGCCGAGGACACCAGCGGCUACUCGGAGUCGGGCUCGGAGUGGGAGGAGAACGCGCUCGGCGCCUUCCGCGCCCUCUGAGCGCCGCCGCGGCGGCACGGGUGAAGGCUCCCGGCGGAGCCGUCCCGCUGCCCGGGCGUGGAGCAGUCACACACCGCGCUACCUCACUGCUGCUCUGCCACUGUUGCACUUUAUCCGGUAGUAACUGAUUGUACCUAUUUAUUUAAGAAAGAUACGGGUCGGCUCCAUCAGCUGAGGGCAUCUUUUUACACUGUAUUUAAAGUUUUCUUGUAUCAUGUUUAGUGUAUCUAUUUAACCUUCUUUAGCCAAAAAGCUAACACAAAUCUACUGUGUUUUGGGGGUGGGGGGUGGUCUUAAAAAAGAGUUACAGUCUGUCGGGGUUUUUUGACCAAGAAAAUAAAGGUUUACAUUUUUGA